AUGGCUUCCGGUGACAACCAGGAAUCUCGUUCAAGAACUUUUUCUCUAGAAACAGGAGAAACAGACACGCGCCAUCUUCGCCCCGAAAGCAAUGCUACCGAAGAUAAUAUACCAGAAGCAAUAAAAACAUAUGAAGCAAGUGCAAACAAUGAGUGCUUUAAUCAGGUUAAUGACGAAAAUAAUUUAAAACAAAGGAUUAAGCAAUGUAGAAAUAUAAUAGAAUCAUUAAAAUUAGAACUGAAUCAAGAAAAGAGCCGAUUGGAAAAAGAUACCAAAGCUUCAAAUGAUAUACAGGAACUUAAAACCAACUCUGACGCAACAAGUUAUUCAGAUAUUCCUUACUCUUCAGAUUUUUACACUAGUGUUGAAGAUAAAUUAACUUGUGAUGAAAAUCUUCUAGAAUAUGAAAAGCAAUUACAAAGAUAUCAAAAUACAUUAAACAUGGCCCAAAUUGAAAAGAAAAAUGCAAUAAGAAAGCACAUGAUAGCAAAAGCUUAUAAACUCAAAUUGCUUGAAGUCGAAAAUCAAUGUAAUAUAGAACUUUUACGCGUCAAGCAAAGCUUACAAUGUCUGGAACCAUUACAAAUGAUUGCUAGUAAGUGGAAAUCCAACGUCGAUGAUUUCUCUUACGAUUUAAAUAAUUUUGAACUCAUACCGAGGUAUCCAGAACUAAACGCACUUUCUGGAAGCGACGUUUCUUCAUCUGUAGAUGAUACAGAAAUAAAAAACAAGUCACCCAACAGUCUUAAUGAAUCCGUCUUAUCAGAUUUGCAAUAAGAACUAUAAUUUUUUGCAAACUUUACGUUAAAUUUUUCCGAAAAAUCGGUGUGAAUAUCAGAAUUCAAUAAAUCAGC
Molecule: messenger RNA, 854 nt
Organism: Zerene cesonia (dogface butterfly)
Lineage: Eukaryota; Metazoa; Arthropoda; Insecta; Lepidoptera; Pieridae
Exons: 1
Coding region: 1-777 (258 amino acids)
Source: RefSeq, a predicted model, not a curated record